ACAGUCUCUAUGUGUGUAUUGUAUGUAUUGGGCGGCGCAUAGAGUCUAUGCCAUAGACUGUCAGUCAUAUAUAGGGUUGCAUUGAGAGUGUGUUUACGGCAUUACAGCUGACGUUGUGUUGAAUGAAUGCAUUAGUGUUUGUGUUUGUGUUGUGUUAUUGUUGUUGUGCUCUUGUAUUGACAAUAUUCACAGUUUUGUCGUCUAAUAUAUCGCUUAUAGUAUUGAAUACUAAAUACUACUGAAGAUAGUCAAGACAUUCAACCAUUAAAGACACUCUUUGUUUAUGAUAUCAGCGAUGAUAUGAAACUAUCACUCAUUGAUUUGCUGACAAUAUAUUAUCGUUAUCUUAAGUUAAUGAGUUAAAUGUCUUUGAUUUACUGUUUAAGUGGUAACACAUAUAAAGACAGUCAAUGUAUAACUCUUUGCUUUCUUCAGCGACUAAGUUGUUGUUGAGUGCAUUGAGUGGUCAAUGAGCUCAUCCGCGAUGCUAUGCCUUAUCCGGUGUCCAAACCAUGUUGUAUUGGAAGUGGAGUGCGAUCACAAAGCCAGAGGACAGGAGUGUAUCGAUAAGGUGUGCCAAAUGUUAGGCAUCAUUGAAGUCGAUUACUUUGGCUUACAAUAUAUGGGACAGAGGGGCGAAAUGUUGUGGAUUAAUAUGAGAAACCAAAUUAAACAACAAAUGACUGGAACUACACCUCCUCUGAGACUUCAGCUUAAAGUCAAGUUCUUUGUUCCGCCACAUCUGCUCCUCCAAGAUAUGACACGACACCAAUUUUUUAUAAGUAUUCUUCAAGAUUUACAAGAGGGUCGGCUUCGUGUUACUGAUAAACAAUUAGUUACAAGACUUGUGGCACUUAUAGCUCAGGCAGAGAUAGGAGAUUCAGAAUCUGAAGUAUCUUCAGCUCUGCUAUUAUAUCGAAAAUGGAUUCCUUUGUCGACACUCGAAGAAAUGUUUUGCAGUUCACCGACAAUGCAGAGGAAAGGCAAACGAAGGAAACACAACUCUGGUUCUUCGGGCAACGAUCUGACCAUUGAUACGGAGGACUCUCUUAGCGAUAUUGAGUCAAACAGCUCAACCACCGACUCAUUUAAUAAUAUAUUCAAUAACACAGAACUUUCAUCAUUAACUAAAUGUAUUUUACAAUAUCAUCAGAAACUACUGUUAACUAAACCAAUGCACGCAAAGUAUCUUUUUCUACAAGAAGUGACAAAUCUUGACGAUAUCGGUGUCGAGUAUUUUCAUGUAAAGCUUAAUAACAAUACUGAAGAUCCCUACAGAAUAGGUGUCGGUCCUAAAGGAGUAAUCAUUAUUUGUGAGCAAACAAAUGAAGUCAAAUACAAUAUUCAAUAUUCAUGUAUACAUAUGGCCACUCAUUCCGGUCGUUGUUUUUUCUUGACUCACAUCGAGACCAACGGUGAGAGUCAAGCACUGGGAUUCAAACUGGAGAGCGCACUGACAGCUAAUGCCAUUUACCGCGCCGUCACUGAAAAGCACGCGUUUUAUAGCUGUGAAACCGUACGCAACACAGUGGCCACUCAGUUCAUACGUGACCUCAAGGGUACCUUUUUUUCCUUAUUCAACGAAAAUACAACUUCGGGCAAGAAUUAUGUGUUUGACAUCAGAAGAACGUGUCGUGAAGUCUAUGACCACACGAGACGAGAACUCUAUCAACUCGAAGCUAUCACUAAAUGCAACGACUUGUCUCAGUUAUCACCACAAUCUGCUGCACCACUUAACGAUCUCUGUCUUGAUUUUGAACCACUUGUGCCCAACACUUCCAGUCUCUGCAAGAAAUCCGAGUGCAAAAAUAUUAAGGAGCGUUUAGAGGCAUUACAAGACUCGAUGUUAUGUCGGAUAUGCUUUGACAGUGAAGUCUGCACUGCCUUUAAUUGCGGACACGUUGUCUGCUGUGACAUCUGUGCCCCGCUUUGUGAUCGAUGUCCUCUUUGUCGAGGACUAGUAAGCAGUGUUCAGAAAAUAUAUUUACCUCUCAGUAGGACUGGUUUACAGAAAAUGUGACACAAUAUGUUGAUAUUAUAAAACAAAAGUUACUAUUUUUUAUAUCAAACAAUUGUUUAACCAAUUUUUGAUCUCAUUGUUCAUUAAACUGACAAUUUAUUAUCAUUGUAUCAAUUUUUGAUUCAUUAUUUA
Messenger RNA from Oppia nitens, 2152 nucleotides. Its product is annotated as E3 ubiquitin-protein ligase MYLIP-like. The transcript has 6 exons. The coding region runs from base 470 to 2020 and encodes 516 amino acids. NCBI's taxonomy places the organism in Eukaryota, Metazoa, Arthropoda, Arachnida, Sarcoptiformes, Oppiidae. Gene Ontology annotation, cellular component: cytoskeleton. Gene Ontology annotation, biological process: ubiquitin-dependent protein catabolic process. Gene Ontology annotation, molecular function: ubiquitin-protein transferase activity. The record is from RefSeq and is a predicted model, not a curated record.